Molecule: messenger RNA, 549 nt
Organism: Helianthus annuus (common sunflower)
Lineage: Eukaryota; Viridiplantae; Streptophyta; Magnoliopsida; Asterales; Asteraceae
Product: dirigent protein 11
Exons: 1
Coding region: 1-549 (182 amino acids)
Source: RefSeq, a predicted model, not a curated record
AUGCUUUCUAACAAGUUAAUAUUUUGUGUUUCCGUUACAUUAGCAAUACUUGUGGUCAUACUUUUGGCCACCCUCUCACCACUACCCCAUCGAAAACCAUCAUCAAAGCCGUGGUUGGCGUUAUCGUUAUACAUCCAACAACCACAAACCGCAGGUGUGCCAAAUGUGCACACGGUGGCACCACAGGACGUUGGCGCCCUGAUCUUCCACCGUGUGUUAACAGAAGAACCAAAGAAUACUUCAAAAGUUAUUGGGAAAGCUCAAGGCUUCAUCCUACCUGUUGAGCAAUUUGCACACUCGGGAUUCAAUAUUAUUUAUCUUACUUUCGACACGCAUGAAUAUUCGGGUAGCGUUAGUAUUCAAGCAAAAGGUUCGGGCAGUGAUCGGAGAGAUGAACUUAGAGUUGUUGGGGGUACCGGUUCUUUUGCUUUUGUACGUGGAUUCGCUGUUUUGACGCAGAAGGAUGAUCGUGAUACCGAUCUUGUUCUACCGUAUCAUAUUAGACUGCAUUUGAAGUACCCGAAUCGGUCUAAAACGAUACCAGGAUGA